AUGAAACGACUUGGAUACGGAUACGGAUUCCUAGGUCUGCUGCUUCUACUUCACCUAAUCGUUCUCGGAGCACAGGGACAGCGGAUUCAGCCUCGAAUAGUGGGUGGCACCACCACAUCGCUCUCCAAUGUGGGAGGCUUCGUGGUGAACCUCCGCUACGAUGGCACUUUCUACUGCGGCGGCACCCUGGUGAGCAGCAUGUACGUGGUGACGGCUGCCCACUGCCUGAGUGGCAACCAGGCCGGCAGGAUUACGGUCCAGGGCGGCGUCAGCCAGCUCAGCCAGACGGGCGUGGUCCGUAGGGUGGCCAAGUACUGGAUACACAGUGGCUACAGCAGCUCCAGCCUCAACUGGGACGUGGGCGUGAUCCGGCUGCAGAGUGCUCUCACGGGUAGCGGGAUUACCACGAUUCCACUGUGCACAGUGCAGUGGAAAGCCGGCGACUAUAUGCGAGUCUCCGGCUGGGGCGUCACCCGCUAUGGGAACUCCAGUCCCUCGAACCAACUGCGCACUGUGCAAAUCCAACUGAUCCGCAAGACGCUCUGCCAGACGGCCUACAGGAAUCGGGAAACUCUCACGGGCAACAGUUUCUGUGCCCGAUCUCCCGGCAGGGAUAGCUGCACUGGAGACUCUGGUGGCGGAGCCAUCUACAGGAGCCAGCUCUGCGGCAUUGUCUCCUGGGGUCUCGGCUGCGCCAAUGCCCAGUAUCCUGGGGUCUACACGAGUGUCCAUCGGGUGCGCAACUUCAUCACCAGCUGCAUGAAGAAGAAGUGA
Messenger RNA from Drosophila serrata, 774 nucleotides. Its product is annotated as seminase. Lineage: Eukaryota; Metazoa; Arthropoda; Insecta; Diptera; Drosophilidae. Gene Ontology annotation, molecular function: serine-type endopeptidase activity. Gene Ontology annotation, biological process: proteolysis. The record is from RefSeq and is a predicted model, not a curated record.